Messenger RNA from Diatraea saccharalis (sugarcane borer), 234 nucleotides. NCBI's taxonomy places the organism in Eukaryota, Metazoa, Arthropoda, Insecta, Lepidoptera, Crambidae. The record is from the annotation of a GenBank genome assembly.
AUGAUACGAACCGACACCGAUACAGUCAGCAGAUUCAAUAAAGUUGGCGAGAAAGACAAGAAUCAUCCUGUUUAUUCAGAUACACAAAUAGAACAAGUUUUGGAACUCGCUUUGAAAAAUACCGAUAUGAAUGGAGACGGCUAUAUUGAUUAUUUAGAAUAUAAAAUUAGCGACUAUAAAGCAAAAAAGAAGCAAGAAGAUAAUUUAGCACGAGGACUAAAAAUUGAUCAAUGA